UUCUACCUGGACUCUCCUUUUCUUUUUUUUUUCUCCGAUUAAUGUGGGAAUUUCUAACCCCCACAGCGAACGUGGUGCCUCCUUUCAAAGCUAUUUUAAUAAUAUAAUAGAUAGAUAGAUAGAUUACCGUAUUUCUAAAUACACCAAUAUUUAUUAUCUAUUUCUUUAUUUGACCCAUAAUUUAGAAGCCCAUCAACUCCUCAACCAAAUAUAUGAGUGCAAAGUUAAAAGGGAGACAAUUUGUAAUUUGCAUAGUGUAUCCUUGAAUUAAUUUUCUUAUAUUAUAUGGUUAUGCGAAAUAAAAUGUGUGAUUUUAGAUAUUUGUUAUUGAUUUUUGUCGAUACCAAUGCAUUUUCGUUCAUAUUGUUCUGUUUUUGGUUUCCGAUAUUAUUAUACUGUUUUUAUUUUCGAAUUUACCGUUUUCGUUUCCAAGAAAACAAUUGGGAUGUUUUCGGACCUUUUUCAUCCCAGGUAAGAUCCACAGCAACGCCAUGAACACGCAGGUCGACGUCGAGAAUGUGGACGUGGUCAUCAAGCCUAGAAUGGUACCUGCCCAUCAGGGUUGGCAGACUAGCCUCUGCGACUGCUUCGGAGACGGCUGCGAAUCAUUUUGUUUGAGUGCUUGGUUCCCUUGGUUGUCGAUUUCCUGCAUCGGUGAAAUCGUCGAUCAAGGCUUCACAGAGUGGUGCUGUAUCUGCUUCAUCUACCUCAUUGCCGCUUAUUUCGGCGUGUGGUGGGCGUACGCGGGGUGGUACCGCGGAAAGCUCAGGGCGCAGUAUGGCUUGCCGGAAUCGCCCCUGCCGGACUGCCUCACCCAUCUCUUCUGCCACUGGUGCGCGCUGGCUCAGGAGCACAGGGAGCUCGCCGCCCGUGGAUACAACGUUGGGACGGCCGGCCGCAGGUGGCUGCAGUACCGCCUCCGUCGCGUAGUGCGCCCGCAGUCCAGGCUCCGAUGAGGCGAUGAACCAGGAGCAAAUAAAUAGCUCGCUCCGUCCACCGAACGAAGCCAUAAGAUAAGUGGCCCAGUGCGAGCUGUCUAUCUACCAAAAUUAUAACAAAAUUAUAAUAGAAAAAAUGAUACCUCGUGAUAUUUUUAUAAAGACUGUAAAAUUACUUAUCUAUAUAUCUAUAUCCAACAGCUGUGUAAAGAAGCCAGGCAUCUGAAUAAUAUUUGACAUCGCCCUAGUUUGAUAAACUAGGAAGAGAAGAAAAGCCCGUCCACAUAAGCAGGCAUAUGUUUCUCAAACUUUUUAUUAUAUAUCUUAAAUAUGUGAGAUGUAUAUCUAUGUGUCUUCUUUAAGAAUAAUAUUAUUCUACUUUAAAUUUGUUGUAUUUUUUUUUCUCACUAUAAGUUUAUAAGUUUUAGAUUGCUCUAAACGUUGGUUAUGGUUUUAUUGCAAGUAUCCACGCAGUGGUGGAUCGAAGAAUUUUCUUGAAACUCCGCAAAGCUAAAAAUAGAUAACAAAUGUACACAAUUUCAUACUACUUCAAAAAACAUUUACUAUGAACGUGAUUGUGAUUUUUUAAGCAUUUGCUUUGCUGGUUUGCUUAAGUACGGUAAUUAAGUACUUCCUACUGUUGUAUGUGGCUGGAUGGUAAAUAAUCACAUAAAUCAAGUCCUAAUCUACUGCUGUGUGCGUUGAAGCCCGGGCAGCUGCCCAUGUGGCUCCGCCAUUGUAUCCAUGGAACAAAUUCUAAACUAAAAUUGUUAAAACUACAGAAUCCCAAGACUAUGGAAUCUUGAAUUUAUGUAAAAAUAUCGUGUUGCAAUAAUUCUGUUAGUUAUUGUGAAAUUAUGAAACUAUAGAUGUUCUUUUGAAUUUUUUAGCAUGCUUCUAGAAUUCAAGCUUCUAAUUCCGCUUCAGAGUGCCUCGCCAGCAUAUUCUACGACAGAAAGUUUGACGGGUGUCAAUUGGAAAUUCCACAUUAGCUAGGGACCGGAUUUUCCAGCCGGCAGCACGGAGAAGGCACUGAUGAUCCUAGGUCAUUGGUGCAACUAUAACCUUUGAGGUGCACACGAUGCAAAAAAAAAAAAAAAAAUUGAGGCACACACGACGCA
Messenger RNA from Oryza sativa Japonica Group (Japanese rice), 2059 nucleotides. The record is from RefSeq and is a predicted model, not a curated record. NCBI's taxonomy places the organism in Eukaryota, Viridiplantae, Streptophyta, Magnoliopsida, Poales, Poaceae.